CCAAUGGCGCCUGGCGUCCGUACACCUCAUAUGGAAAGCAUGGAGCUCUGAAGGACCAUGCCCUCUGUUUCAUUCGUAACUACGAAAAAACCACGCCACGCCGACACCAUACAUAUUUUUACUUCCGAUUUCCGAAACAUCAGAAAAUAGGGGCAAAUUCGUAUUUAUCGCGUGAAUUGGAUGGCCACGGUGUUAUCUCCCUUAGAAAUGAACCACCAAAAACCCUAGAAAGCACAGAAGGAGGAUCAACCGAUCAAACUUCGCUUUCAAUUUCGACGCCAUCAAUUUCGUUUGGUCUCUCGCUCCCCCUUUUUCUCCCCUUGGUUUUGGAUUUGCUGUGAAAAGUCGAGAAAUUCGAUUUGCAGAAACAUUUCCCCGUUCGCCAUGUCGAAGAGGAUUCUUUGCAAGUUCUUUGCACAUGGAGCAUGUCUAAAAGGGGAGCACUGUGAGUAUUCACAUGAUUGGAGGGACCAAGCAAAUAAUGUGUGCACCUUCUAUCAGAAAGGAGCAUGCUCUUAUGGUAGUCGAUGCAGGUAUGAACAUGUUAAAAUUUCUCGUCUGCAACAUUCGGUCUCAUCAUCAUCAACAAAUUCUCAUCAACAUUCUUCUAGAAUUACAUCAAGUGGGGAAACCGCUUUGGUCCCGAGUUUUCCUGCAGAACUUUCAUCUUUGAGUAGACCCUUCUUUCCUCCUGGUAAACCGGCUUGGAGUCAUGCUUCAGGAGAUUAUAACUUCUCAGACAAUGAAAAUGAUAGGGAAUCUGUAAUUGUUAGGUCUGCUGACCAUUCUAUUUGUUCAUUUGCUGCUGCUGGUAAUUGUCCUCGUGGGGAAAAAUGUCCACACAUACAUGGGGACUUAUGUCCCACUUGUGGAAAACAUUGCUUGCAUCCUUAUAGGCAUGAUGAAAGAGAGGAGCACAUGAAGAUGUGUGAAAAAAAGAAAAAGCACCUUGAGGCAUUGAAACGCAGCCAAGAAAUUGAGUGCAGUGUGUGCCUAGAUCGUGUGCUUUCAAAGCCCACAGCUGCUGAACGGAAGUUUGGAUUAUUAUCAGAAUGUGAUCAUCCGUUCUGUAUAUCCUGCAUAAGGAGUUGGCGUAGUAGUUCACCAGCUUCUGGCAUGGAUGUUAAUACUGCAUUGAGAGCCUGCCCAAUAUGCCGCAAGCUUUCAUAUUUUGUCAUUCCAAGUGUCAUUUGGUAUUCCACAAAAGAAGAAAAGCAGGAGAUUAUCAAUGGCUAUAAAGCAAAACUCAGGUCUAUUGAUUGCAGAUACUUUGACUUUGGAAAUGGCACAUGUCCUUUUGGGACUAGUUGUUUCUACAAGCAUGCUUUUCGUGAUGGUCAUCUGGAAGAAGUGGUUCUGCGGCAUCUUGGAGCUGAAGAUGGGAACACAGUCAUUGCAAAAGAUAUUAGGCUCUCUGACUUCCUUGGUAGCUUGCAUUUGAGGAUGUUUAUUGUUAGCAAGCAACUACAUGUGACUUCAAGGCCCAAAAAAUUUGUCUUUUUCCCAUGCUGUACUUCACUUCUUUGCAAGAAGUUCUUGCCGGGGAGCCAAACAACGGACUUGAAGGUGCAGUCAUAAGAAUAAAGUGCAUUCAUUAUUAAACAAAAAAAAAAUAUAUAUCUAUAUGUGAGAAAAAGGGUUAAAAAUGGAUGAAAGAUUGUACAUAUUUUUGAGAACUUAUGUUUGUUGUAUGCGGUGGUUCCCCUAAAAUAGCACUAGAAGGAUUCAAAAUGAUGGGUGAAGUGGGUGAUUAUUAGACAACCCCAUGUACUCAUCAUCACUACAUUAGAAGCUGUACAUAGAUUGAUAUGCUUUUGGAUGUGGGAUUUAUAUCAAUAUUGCAUGAUAUGAUGAGGCCGAAAAAAUUAUUUGAAAUUGUAUGUGUACAUAUAUAGACUCAAGAAAUAAAAAUACAAAAAAAAGGGGUCUUCCAGAGAUUCUGCCA
Molecule: messenger RNA, 1945 nt
Organism: Nelumbo nucifera (sacred lotus)
Lineage: Eukaryota; Viridiplantae; Streptophyta; Magnoliopsida; Proteales; Nelumbonaceae
Source: RefSeq, a predicted model, not a curated record